Adelges cooleyi (spruce gall adelgid) is the source of this 1152-nucleotide messenger RNA. RefSeq lists its product as uncharacterized. The coding region runs from base 115 to 906 and encodes 263 amino acids. The record is from RefSeq and is a predicted model, not a curated record. The transcript is spliced from 12 exons. Lineage: Eukaryota; Metazoa; Arthropoda; Insecta; Hemiptera; Adelgidae.
UUUUUUUAUACUUAAAACCCCUCGAUAAGUCACAAACAGUACAUAUAGUUUCAAAAGUUGAUCAAGUCGAUUGCUGUCCAAGUACCUCAUACCAACUCCACAAUUCAAAUAAAAAUGAAACUCUUCUGUUUAUUAAUGUCCUUUUUCUGCGUGGGUGUUUUGGCAAAUAAUUAUGAGACGUAUAUGAAUAAUGUUAACACUAUAAAUGAAGCCAUGAAAAUUGCUUAUGAAAAGAAUGAUGUAACUCUGGGAAUAAGAUCUGGAUUAAAUGCAUUGGAGUGUGUGAUUGAGAGAAUGGUUGAUGAUGUCAAUGAUGCACGUUUCUACAAGGAUUUUGGCAAAAUUAAUUUGUUGUUAGCUGUACCGGACCACACGGAAAUUCUCACUAGAAUACCAACAUUUCUAGUUCUUGAACCAUUGGAAAAAGCCAAUAUGUUCAACUUUAUAUUGCUGCGGGAAAUAGAACGUAUGAUAGACCAAUAUUGUUAUGGAUAUACAAGAAAAUUAAGAACAAUGAAAGAACUUGGAGACGAAAGAAGAAAAUAUGUUCUUCUAGCUUUAACAAGUAUAAUCAGACGUCGUAUUUUAGAUGAAUCUGUGGGGCAUGUAGAUGAUGAUGCCACUUUAUUACCAAAGUGUCGUAUCCUAGGAUUAUACUUGAGUACACAAUUUCCAGAAUCAUUCACAAAAGAACUUAAGAUUGACUCAACUAUCAAUAAGUGUAUCUUCAUGGACGAAAAUAAUGCGAUCAGGAUAUACGGAAAAAUUGACGAUACAUGGUAUUACAUCAACCAGUUUACAAAACUCGAGGAACAACUACGACUUGGAGUUCCACCAGAAACAAAUGAAGAAGAUGGCGCAAACACAAUUCCAAAACAUUUUGACAUUUCUUUUUUUAAUAAAUAAAUACUUAUCUCUUUCCUAUUUUGGGCAACCUCUGUAUUACAUUGUAGUUCACGUUACAUUAUGUUUUAUCAGGAUUUAAAUAGAGUUCUAUUUAACCUAACCUCUAAUCGGUCCAGCGAUUUUUAAGAUACAUAAAGAUCUAAAGAAUAUAAAUAAAUACAAAAAUUACCACAGUUAAACAUACCUUUGACCUUGAUUUUCUUCAAAAACUUAAUCACUUUUGUUGUAAUGAACCUAAAUAUUGGU